UAUCGUCCCCGUCACGCGCGCUCCGAUCUGAGAAAUUCCCUAUCGCCGCCUCUCCACCUGUCGCUCCAUCUGCAGUUCUCGCAACGGCGUACGGCUACUAGCUGCAUGCGUGUUGUUCCGGCGUAAAGUUGCGCGCGACGCGAGUGUCACGGUGUUGUCGGAGGCCGCGUACGGUGCGUGAACGGCUGCCCGGCGAAAAUGUGAUGCACUCCACGGGCAAUGGCACGAUGGUCGACGGUGCUGUCCGGGGUGUUCUUGGCUCUCUCCAUGGUUCUCUCCCUGGGGAAGCUGUUGAUGCUCGCCGCGGGAACCGGAAGCAAUGGGGAACUCACGGAGGCGGACCAGUGGCUCACCGAAAUCGGCCUCGCGCAGUAUCGUCCGCUAUUUAAGAAGAACGGUUGCCAGUUAAUGCGGAGUAAUUUCUGUGUGUGUAAUAUCCCGGAAUAGCACGUAAUUUCAAGAUUGCAUCGAUAGUUGCGCAAAAAUCUGCUGUCACUCGCGUAUGUGACCGUUACGUGUAAUAUAAGUGGAGCAUCUCUGCGAUUUGAACCGUCCAAGAAUAUAUACGUGCACACGCGCUCGGCAGAAAUGACACGUAUUAAAACGAUAAUUCUUUCUUCAACGAUUCACGCUACGUCGCGUCGCGUAAACUGCGCCACUCGUCGAUCGUCAUUAAACAUCGUCGUAGUGACGUAUCAUUUUGCGCAUCGUUCGAUAAAUAAGUAAUCUCACUGGGGAAAAUUCAUACAUUUUUUAUAUAAAGGCUCACAAUAUAGAUGAAACGAUAAAUAGUUUACAUUGAUGUUUUGCGUAGAAUUUACGUAUAGCAAUGUGAGAUGCAUAGAGAUAGUAUAUUAUGCGUAAUGAAUGUUACAGAGGAUGAUAUAUCAUGUAAUUCAUGUUGAAGGAUCCACAUAAAUUCUGUUAAUACAGAACGCACUCCAUCCAUAUCUAAUUACGAGUGUCAUAUGACGCUAUCUGUAUUAAUAAUAUUAGUAUUUUAAGCACAUUGCACAAUCUCCUUUAAGACGAAUCACAUGUCCUAUACUUUUGAAACAAUGAAAUAAUUAUGAGAAAAUUA
Molecule: messenger RNA, 1081 nt
Organism: Wasmannia auropunctata (little fire ant)
Lineage: Eukaryota; Metazoa; Arthropoda; Insecta; Hymenoptera; Formicidae
Exons: 3
Coding region: 220-447 (75 amino acids)
Source: RefSeq, a predicted model, not a curated record